Onychostoma macrolepis is the source of this 3267-nucleotide messenger RNA. RefSeq lists its product as uncharacterized. The coding region runs from base 364 to 1914 and encodes 516 amino acids. The record is from RefSeq and is a predicted model, not a curated record. The transcript has 10 exons. Lineage: Eukaryota; Metazoa; Chordata; Actinopteri; Cypriniformes; Cyprinidae.
UGAAGGUGGCAACCCUAGAAACACUCCUCACACUACAACAGACAUGCUAAUGCUAUCAGACAAACAUGCAGCAAUAGCUCCAAUAAAGGAGAGGAGUGCAGCUGGAGAGAGAGAUGAGGAGCCACCAGACUGGUGAGAAACAUGCUAAUGCUAUAACAAGCACGCUAAUAGACAAAGAAAACGCACUACAGAAGAGAGGGUUGCAGCUGGAGAGAUAUGAGGAGACGAACAGAUUGUGGGAAACACAACCUUCUCACACAACAACAGACAUGCUAAUGCUAACAAACAAAGAGUAACAGUUACUAUAGAGGAGAGGAGUGAAGCUGGAGAGAGAGAAUAGGAGCUGCCAAACAGAUUUGAAACAUGCUGCUGAUCAAAGUUAGAUAUCAGGACUCCAGGAAAUUUAUCAGACUUCAGGAUGGAUUCACUUUUGCAGACUUUGUUAAUGAAGUCCACAAUAGGUUUUGCCUACCACCUGAGACAAAUCUACACAUUUAUGAUGACACUGAAACUGAGAUAGACGAGGACAUUUUACAAGAUGUGCUCAAUGCAAGACCUGAUACGUCGCUCACUAUUGUUAGAAGAGAGAAUAUAGAAAUGUUAUCAGAUGCAUCAAGCAGCUCUUGGACUGACAUUUUGUCACUUAGUCAUUCAUCAUAUGAACUUGACCAAAUGCCAGAACGCCCUUACAAGAAAUCUAAGACAGAUGAUGCAGCAGCUGAUGCAAAAGAGAUGGUUCGUAGUGCCCUAAAGCAGACAAGUGGAGGAGAUGCUGUCCUUGCUGAAUACAGUUCCAAAAAUACACUUUCAAGUGAAAUGAGACGAGUCCUAGUCAACAUUUUGGUUGGACAUAUGGUGGAAAUGCAUGGGAGAAUUCCUACAAGGAACCAGAAGGAGCAGUAUGCUCUAGGUGUUGUGACUCUUUUCCCAUCUCUUAAGGAUCCGUUUUCAAAAAAAGGCUAUGAACAUUUUUAUGACGCAGACGGUGGGACUGGAUACAUUGCAUGGCGACUGAAGACUGUUCAGAGGAACGCCAAGAAGCGAAAUAAGCCUAGCAUCUCCAAAAGAAGUGAAAUUGGUUUGAGUGGACCUUCUUGGAACAGAUGCUCCAGCUCUGAGCAGCAGGAUGAGGAUACUUUAAGAGAGGCAAUUGCCUUUCUUACUCAUUCCACAGAUGAAUCGCAGAUCUUACUCAAAAUGAGGGAGACUUUUCACUAUAGGCAUAGGCUUGUUCAUGACCCAAACAAGACGACAGACAUUCUGAAGACCUUUCCUACAUUUCUGAACACUAAGGGACUUGUGAAUCAAGACUUCUCACUACUCUUCAGUCCUGAAACAUCGUCCAAGUUGCUUGAAAUGUGGGAUACCACAUUUAAGGCAAAAAUAAUUGAAGAAGCCAUAGGCUUGACUUCAACUGCUGUUGUGCGCUCACUUCUUCUGUCAGCAAAUAACCAGAGAGAUAGUGAACAUUGUUCUGACUGGGACAGUGACAUGGCAACAUUGCUUUUGCUGCUCCAUCUACUUCCACCAUCACCUGGAAAGAAGGUCUCAAAAAUCAGUGCAUCAGAUGCCAUAAACAGGCUUGUGGUGUACCAGAAGUCUCGUACCAGUUUUGAACAACAUCUUCAGCAACGAGAAGGAAGACAGCCGUACAUCCUUGCUGUUGGCAGGAACCGCGACCACAUUGAGCACUUCUACAUAGCUCUGGAUAAGAAUCUCAUCCCCUGUCAGUCGGAUACUUCCCUCAGUGCAUUCGAUGAGCUAUUUAAAGCCCACUUUGUUUUUAAUUUAGCGUAUGAUGAGGCACUCCUUCAUUUUUACACUUUCAUUCAGACAACAAUCUACAUGGUUGAUGUAGGGAAAACCAAGGAGUCACCAAGAGUUAAGGAGCUGAGAGCAAAAUUACUGAAUUAGCUAUAUAUGUUUUAAAUGCAAAUCAUCUUUUGUGACUCAGUAGCAACAGUUUGGGUCUGAAUUAUAUUCAAACUCUCUGUCUGGUGAUGUGGUGCCACAAGACAAUAGAAACUGGAAUUUGUUGCGAAUAAUCAACGUUGUCUUUUCUCCAGGGAUUUCUGAUGGCAUGACUGUAUCUCUUAGACAUCUAAUCAAAGAGGACCACCAGCUUUUUAAAAUUUUGUACACCAAUCAACAUGCAAUACCUUAACACCAUUUCAGGGUCCAAAACAAAACUUUUCAAAAAUUCAAGAAUUUUACCAAGUUUCUUGCCAGGAAACAUCCAAUGUCCGCUGGAGUGACAGUUUGACUCAUUAACAUUUUACCACCAAGAGUGUGGGCCAAUGUGUUUAAUACUGAAUACCAAGAUGGUGGUAAAGAAUUGUUGUGAUCACUUAAAAUUCCUGUGUAUACAAAUAUGUGUUCCACUAAUUAGGUUAGAAUUGUUUCCAUUGAAUACAAAGUUGGGCUAAUUGUUUGUAAUGAGUAAAAUAACUAAAUUCCUGUAUUGUCCAAAAUUGAUUGAUGAGUGUAUAUUAUUUGUAGUCGUUCAGCUUGUGACUGAUUUCAGUGAACACCACCAUGCCUUUAUAGUAUGCAAUGGUGAGGACCAUUGAAAAAUAUGCAAUGGUGAGGACCAAUGAAAAUGAUCCUUUGAUUUACUCACCUUAAAGCCAUCUUCUUUUAGAUUAACACAAUUGGAGUUAUUCAAAACAUAUAUCCUGGCUCUUCCGAGCUUUAUAAUGGCAAUGAAUGGCUGCCAUGAGUUUGAAGCCCAAAAAAGUGCUCCCAUCCAUCAUGAAAUAAAUCCACGCAGAUCCAGGGGGGUUAAUAAAGGCCUUCUGAAGCAAAUCACUUUGUUUUAAUAACUCUGAUUGUGUUCAUCUGAAAGAAAGUCAUUGUUUAAUUUGUUGUUUUGUCUGGAUUUUUCAGACUUUUAUUGUGUUUUGAAAAGUUUUUAUUUGGACUGUUUUUCAAUAUCCUGACAAGACAACAGUGAUGUGCAGCUUUUGCAAUUUAUUCAACCAGUGUUAUUGUUUAUAAGUAAUACAUUUUUCGUGGAUCCUAUAUGGACAUAUAUAGAUGUCAUAUAUGGGUUGUUGACAUGGCAUUGCAUUUUUACUGUCACACAAGAUAAAGAUAAUUAUAAUUAGUAUCGUCAUCAUUUAAAAUGCAGUUAAUGGUUAAAUUUCUUUGUCUUACAUGGACUUGUUAUAUUAAAAAAAAAAACUGCUUUGUUAUUAGAUUUAUUAAAUCUUCCAAAUCUCAAAAUUGUCUUAUGGUGUGUGGUCUCAAGCAUUGUUUAAUUAAUUA